GAUUCUCAUACUUUUUCGCAAAUGCGAUAAAUAGCUGCGACGCAACGAAAUUUCUCAAAAAGGUUCAAAUUUGAACCGAACACAAACACAUUUUUUCAUUUGCGAGUGAGAGCGAGAGAGAUUUAUAUAUAUACAUAUAAAUCUGCUAUAAACUGACAUUUUACAGAUCUCUCGCUCUCGUCAGCUAUGGGUCUUUGGGAUGCUUUGCUCAAUUGGCUUCGAAGCCUCUUCUUUCAGCAGGAAAUGGAGCUUUCUUUGAUAGGGCUGCAGAAUGCAGGAAAAACAUCACUUGUAAAUGUGAUUGCUACUGGUGGAUACAGUGAAGAUAUGAUACCGACGGUGGGAUUUAACAUGCGGAAAGUGACUAAAGGAAAUGUGACUAUAAAGUUGUGGGACCUUGGAGGUCAACCCAGAUUCCGCAGUAUGUGGGAAAGAUACUGUCGUGCAGUUUCUGCUAUAGUUUAUGUUGUUGAUGCUGCUGAUCAUGACAAUGUUAGCAUUUCAAGAAGUGAAAUCCAUGACCUGCUGAGUAAGCCAUCGUUGAGUGGUAUUCCAUUGCUGGUAUUGGGUAACAAGAUUGACAAGCCUGGAGCCCUUUCCAAGCAGGCAUUGACUGAUCAGAUGGACUUGAAAUCUAUAACAGAUAGGGAGGUAUGUUGCUAUAUGAUAUCGUGCAAAAACUCCACCAAUAUUGACUCAGUCAUUGAUUGGCUUGUUAAGCACUCAAAAUCAAAGAGUUGAGCCCUUUCUCCAGAUCUACAAGUUAAAAGUUGUCAAGCUAUUCCUUUUGUUGGUUACUCCAGAGUUUUCUUGUAUGUAAAUUCUUUUCCAAUUGAAAGAAUUGAUACAUGUAUUAUCCCAGCCUGCAAAUUGUGUACCAAUGUGUUUUUUGGGGAAGGACAACUUCUUUGAUUUAUUUGAAGAAA
Messenger RNA from Solanum stenotomum, 926 nucleotides. Its product is annotated as ADP-ribosylation factor-like protein 8b. Gene Ontology annotation, molecular function: GTPase activity; GTP binding. Gene Ontology annotation, biological process: protein transport. The record is from RefSeq and is a predicted model, not a curated record. The transcript is spliced from 6 exons. NCBI's taxonomy places the organism in Eukaryota, Viridiplantae, Streptophyta, Magnoliopsida, Solanales, Solanaceae. The coding region runs from base 187 to 741 and encodes 184 amino acids.